CUUCGUGCGCCUGAUAACGCUUAGGAGUGACUACGAACAGCAUGGCUGCAGUAAAUAACGUUAGUUUAACAAAGUUACAAUCCUUAAACGGCGUAUUCGCCAUAUAUAAGAAAUCGGGACCCACGUCUGCAGACGUGUUAAACACACUGAAACAAAAGCUGUUAAAAGAGGCUGGUGUAGAUAAAGUGAACCCUAAAAAAAGGAAGAAACAGGCUAUCAAACUGGGACAUGGUGGGACUCUGGACAGCUCUGCUUCUGGUGUUCUGGUGGUUGGUAUGGGUGACGGGACAAAGAUGCUCACCUCCAUGCUUUCUGGAUCAAAGAAAUAUACAGCUGUCGGAGAGCUGGGUAAAGCAACAGAUAGCUUCGACGCUACAGGAGGUGUCGUUCAGGAAAAAAGCUACGAUCACAUAACGAGAGAGUUGUUUGAAGAGAAGCUGAAGCAGUUCACUGGUGAAAUCAUGCAGGUGCCCCCUCUGUACUCAGCACUGAAAAAAGAUGGCAAGCGCCUUUCUACCUUGAUGAAGGAAGGUCAUAAUGUGGAAGCUAAGCCAGCACGACCAGUUACAGUUUACAGCCUCUCGUUACAAGACUUUAAUCCCCCACUUUUCACUUUGGACGUUGAGUGUGGUGGAGGGUUUUAUGUCAGAAGCCUGGUGGAUGAUCUGGGAAAAGCGUUGUCCUCAUGUGCUCAUGUACGAGAGCUGACCCGGACAAAGCAGGGCCAGUUCACUCUACAAGAACAUGUGUUAAGGGAGGAACGCUGGACCUUCCAGGACAUUUCUGAGGUAUUACAGCCCUGCCCAAAGCCUGCCGUUGUGCAAAAAGCGAGCAAAAAAAGCAAAACGCAGGACGCCACCUCCCACCUCAGCUCUGAACCUGCUACAAAAGAUCUCCAGCAUAGCAGGCACGAUCCUGAUGGUGAAGACCAUAAACGCAGCACUGAUUAAAGAGCACUCUGUUGGUGGGGGAAAAAACUGUGGUUUCUGAACCUUUAUGUUCAUUCUGUUGAUUUGUGAUUACUUUGUUAAGUGCUUAACUGAGUGGCAACAAACAAAUUGUCCUGUAAUCCUGCAGUGAGUAAUGAAGAGACUCAGCUUCACCACAUCAAAAAGCCCUUUUGAGUUGCUCAAGAAUUCCUUAUAGUUUUAUAACAAUGUUCUGUUGGCUGCCAUCGACAUGUUCCACAGGCACUGAUAUUUGUUUUUCCUGAACCUCAGUCAAUUUGUGGCAAGGCUAAACUGCUCUGUAUUUUUAUGGCCAUGCGCCAUUUGGCAGCUUUUUGUGGUUGUUAUGGUGUAUCAGAGGAACCGACAUACUUGCUCUGUUUUUCCCACUUCUUGAAAAUAAUAGUCUGCCACAGAGGUGCUGACCUUUAUGUUGAACCUCAUUUGUAAUUAAAGACUGGCCCAGAUGGUUAAUAAUAAAUACUAAAACAAAAAUAAGUACUUGUGGGAAGGAACUGCAUUUUGUUUUGAUAUAAAACAGAAAAGACAUAAACCACAAAAAUGUCAUUUUAAAGCGGACAUCUGCAGUCAUAAGCAACUGAUUCAUCACAAUGUGAGAAUUCUGCUGCUAAUUAGUUUCCAGCUGGAACGUUGCGCUAAGGAGAAAUUCGCGCUCUAUUUUAUUUUAUUUUUUAUUUUUUGCAUUUCUAGUAGCCGUGCUUGAUUUUUUUUGUU
Tachysurus vachellii is the source of this 1682-nucleotide messenger RNA. It is a transcript of the gene trub1, whose product is annotated as TruB pseudouridine (psi) synthase family member 1. Bases 42 to 950 code for a protein of 302 amino acids. Lineage: Eukaryota; Metazoa; Chordata; Actinopteri; Siluriformes; Bagridae. Gene Ontology annotation, cellular component: mitochondrion. Gene Ontology annotation, molecular function: pseudouridine synthase activity; RNA binding. The transcript is spliced from 8 exons. Gene Ontology annotation, biological process: tRNA modification; mRNA pseudouridine synthesis. The record is from RefSeq and is a predicted model, not a curated record.